Messenger RNA from Helianthus annuus (common sunflower), 1608 nucleotides. RefSeq lists its product as uncharacterized. Gene Ontology annotation, molecular function: transcription cis-regulatory region binding. Gene Ontology annotation, cellular component: nucleus. The record is from RefSeq and is a predicted model, not a curated record. Bases 340 to 1467 code for a protein of 375 amino acids. Lineage: Eukaryota; Viridiplantae; Streptophyta; Magnoliopsida; Asterales; Asteraceae. The transcript has a single exon.
UGUUAUUACAAACCCAAAUAAACUUAACCUCAAAUGAAUCCCAAUGGAAAGUAAAAAAGAAAAACGUAAGUGGGUGGGAAGCAAGCAAAUUGCAAUGCGUUGUUGGUGGACUACUGGUGGAGCAGUUGGUUGCGUUGUACCAACAACUAGUGCGGGGUGUACACCACACCCACCCGCGCAUUCUAGCAUCACCCAUCCCCUAUCGUCAUCCCAUCAUCACCGUCCACCCAACCACCCCAACCCCACCCUACCCGGUGGCCCUCUUCUUUUAUCUCCUCCCCUCUUCCUCCCCCAUUCCUCCAUCCAUUUCACCUUCCUAUUCACCAUCUUCACAUCUCCAUGUCCACCACCGCCACCACCGCCGCCGCCGUCGACAAACCUCCCCGGCGAUUCCCUCCGCCGUGCUGGACACAAGACGAAGCCCUAGCUCUCAUCCAAUCCUACCGCGACCGAUGGUACGCCCUCCGCCGCGGCUACCUCCGCACCGCCGACUGGGACGCCGUUGCCGAAAACGUCGGCAGGUUAUGCCCCGGCGCUAUUCCGCCCAAAACCUCCGCUCAGUGCCGCCACAAGAUGGAGAAACUCCGUCAGCGUUACCGCGCUGAAAAACAACGCGCGCUUUCCUUCCCCGGCCCCAGGUUUCUCUCCACCUGGUUCUACUUUGAAGCUAUGGAUUCCAUGGAACGUAACGGUACUGGAUCUGACAGAUCUGACGGUUUUACUGACAGAUCUAACGGAUCUGACGGUUUUAUUCACGGUGAAGAAACAAACGCCGGAUCUGUAACUAAUACGGUUACAGAUCCAGUUUAUGCCGGUUUGAAUCCCGGACGUGGUAUCCGGUUCAAACCGGCACCGGGACCACCGGUUGCGGUUGCAACCGGUGGCCAGUUGGUGACGGUUGCAUCUAGGGCUAAUAAUGUUAGGGUUUCACAUGGUUAUCCUGCACAAGAGGAAGAUAAUGAUGAUGAAUUUGAAUUUGAAAAUCAGUAUUAUUCAGGAAAAAUGCAUAGAUUAUCCUCACAAGAUGUAGGGAAUUAUCAGAGUUAUCAGAACAUAGAGCAGCAUUCAGGGAUUAGACCUAGAAAAAUUAGUAAAGUUGGAUUGAAUUUUAACCAUAAUCAUGGACCUCAUGGUUACUGGAAUGAAAAUGGUGAUGAUGAUGAUGAUGUUGGGGAAGAUGAUGAUGAUGUUUAUAAUGAGCGGAUUAAUAACAGGGGCUUAGGGCGAGAAGGAGAGUUUUCGAGAGGGGUGAAGAGAGAUAAGGAUGAUUCGAUAGGGCAAAUAGUGGCGUCGAUUAAGCUUUUGGCGGACGGGUUUGUGAAGAUGGAGAGGAUGAAGAUGGAUAUGGUUCAUGAGAUUGAGAAGUCGCGAAUGGAAGCUGAGAUGAGACGGAAUAAGAUGUUGCUGGAGUCGCAGAAGCAGAUAGUUGAGGCGUUUGUUAAAGGGUUAGCGGAGAGUAAAAGGUAACGGCAGUGAAUACAUACUCUGUAAGAAUAAUGGGAUUUUUUUAAGGUUUGUUUUCAUUGAAUGUUAUAAAUUUUCUAUUGAUAUAGAGAAGUUACUGUGCUUGUUGAUGUUAGUAGUUUCAUUUCAUGAUGUUACUGUUCU